AACAAAUUAGGGAUAAGGAAAGACAAUCUCUCUCUCUCUCUCUCUCUCUCUCUAAAGGCCGUCUCUCGUUUUUCUUCUAAAGUUUGAUUUCGUCUCUAAUUCGUUACCGUCCCAUUUUUUUCAAAAAAGAUACUCAAUCGAAUCCGAAGAUCCCUCUUUUCAGCUCUCUUCCCUUUCAUUAUCCUUUUCUCCUCCUCAACCUGAUCUGAAACUUUUGUCUGAAACAGAGUUUUCUCGAUUACGACGCUGGUCAAUUGGUAAAAAUUUUAGUUAGCAGAAGCGUAGCUCAAUCAAUUAGAUCACUUUGUGAUUACUCUGAUCAAUUCAGCGAUUAGGGCUACUUGAUUCGAUCUGAGUGGUGGUUAUAGAUUCUACCGAGCUAGGGAGGGAACACGAUUGAAGAUCUGGGUCAACUUGGGUUUUGUCUGGAUUAGCUAAUCGGGUCUGAUUAGAGGCGAAUUAGGGUGAGAUAGAUCGAAUAAAGAAGGCGGCUUUUUGAUUCGAAACUAUGGAUCGAGUGGUUGGUGGCAAGUAUAAGCUGGGACGUAAACUCGGAAGUGGAUCAUUCGGUGAAAUUUUUAUAGGUAAGAAUGUGCAAACUGGAGACGAAGUUGCCGUGAAGCUUGAGCCUGCGCGUGCUAGGCAUCCUCAACUUCAUUAUGAGUCAAAGCUCUAUAUGCUUCUUCAAGGAGGAACUGGUAUUCCUCAUUUGAAAUGGUACGGUGUCGAGGGUGAAUACAACUGCAUGGUGAUUGAUCUUCUGGGGCCUAGCCUGGAGGAUUUGUUUAAUUAUUGCAGUCGGAGGUUUAAUCUGAAGACAGUUCUAAUGCUCGCUGAUCAGAUGUUAAACCGAGUUGAGUAUAUGCAUGUCCGGGGAUUUCUUCAUCGUGAUAUUAAGCCAGAUAACUUUCUGAUGGGUCUUGGACGCAAAGCAAACCAGGUGUACAUCAUUGACUACGGGCUUGCGAAAAAGUACAGAGAUCUUCAAACUCAUAGGCACAUUCCCUACAGAGAAAACAAGAAUCUUACUGGAACAGCUAGAUAUGCAAGUGUCAACACUCAUCUUGGUAUUGAGCAAAGUAGGAGGGAUGAUUUGGAAUCCCUUGGCUAUGUUCUUAUGUAUUUUCUACGUGGAAGUCUGCCUUGGCAAGGCCUUCGUGCGGGUACAAAAAAGCAGAAGUAUGACAAGAUCAGCGAAAAGAAAAGGCUUACACCCGUAGAGGUUCUCUGUAAAUCGUUUCCACCUGAGUUCACAUCAUACUUUCUCUAUGUACGAUCAUUACGGUUUGAAGACAAACCAGAUUAUCCAUACCUAAAGAGGCUUUUCAGAGAUCUGUUCAUCCGAGAAGGUUAUCAGUUUGACUAUGUAUUCGAUUGGACAAUCUUGAAGUAUCCACAGUUCGGUUCAAGCUCUAGCUCCAGCUCCAAACCAAGAUCAAGCCUUAGACCAGCUCUGAAUCCCCCAGUGCCAUCUGCCGAGAGACCAGAAAAACCUUCAGCUGGACAAGACAGCCGUGAGAGGUUCUCGGGUGCUUUAGAGGCAUAUGCUAGAAGAAACGGCUCAGGAAGCGGUGCGGUUCAAGCUGAUAGAUCUAGACCAAGAACCUCAGAGAAUGCAUUAGCAUCAUCAAAGGACACAAUAACACCACAAAACUACGAGAGAGUUGUUGAAAGACCAAUUUCUUCGACAAGACACGCAAGUUCUUCAAGAAAAGCCGCCAUUGUCUCGAGCGUCGUUCGAGCUACUUCUUCAGCUGACUUCACAGAGAACCGCUCCAGCAGAGUUGUUCCAAACAAUGGGCGUUCCUCAACCGCUCAAAGGACUCAGCAUGUUCCUGACCCGACCACUAGACCAUCGUCUUCUUCAUUUUCUCGAGCUGUGCCAUCGAGGACUGCUCGUGACACCGCGCUCCAGAACUUUGAGCUACUCACCAUAGGGAAUGGGAAGAGGAAGUGAGAAGCUCUGACAUUUCUAUACCCUGGCCUACUUUAAGAUGAAUGAAUGAGUGGGUCAAACUGUGACAUUUCUCUUCGCCACUUUGUUUUUAUUGCGUGGUUUCCUAAUUCAAGGAAUAAAACGAACGUCAUUUGACUAAAAAAUGUAUGUGAUAAAUAUAUGGUUUUAGUUAUGAUAAUACUUAUAAUUUAUCAUUA
Brassica napus (rape) is the source of this 2154-nucleotide messenger RNA. RefSeq names its product casein kinase 1-like protein 8. Gene Ontology annotation, cellular component: cytoplasm; nucleus. Gene Ontology annotation, molecular function: ATP binding; protein serine/threonine kinase activity. Bases 509 to 1957 code for a protein of 482 amino acids. The record is from RefSeq and is a predicted model, not a curated record. NCBI's taxonomy places the organism in Eukaryota, Viridiplantae, Streptophyta, Magnoliopsida, Brassicales, Brassicaceae. Gene Ontology annotation, biological process: endocytosis; peptidyl-serine phosphorylation; signal transduction. The transcript is spliced from 14 exons.